AAAGAUUUUCAAAAUGCCUGUUGAUUUGGGAAUUGUGGAUUCUGAUCAAGAAAGAAGAAAUAGAAGAAGAAACAGAAAAAAAAGAAAUGAUGGAUCAAGUCUCGAGGGUUCAGAGGAUCAAGAAAUGAGAGAAAGACCGAUAAAUAAACAGGGGUUAAAUUCCGACGCGGAAAAUGAAAAAAGAAAGGAAAGAAAGAAAAAGAAUAAGAAAAUUGGAGAAGAAGCGGAAGGAAAAGAAAAACGAAAAACAAGAAAGAAAAAGCUGAAGAAACUUGGAAUUGACAAUUCUGCAUAUGAGGAGGACGAGGAUAACGUUGGUGAGGACAGGGAGAGAACAAAGAGGACAAGAAGAAAGUUGAGGACGGAUCUGUCGUCGGAGGUCAUUUUUGAGAGUCAGCUCACAGCAACAUUGCAAGGUUUGGAAGAUGACCUGUACAGUGUAUCCGGAGAAGGAGAUUUAUCAACUUUAUCUCCCUCUCCUCUUCUCCAUAACUUCCCUCAGUCUGAGCUCGCUCCAAAACUAUAUACGGAGCAUCAGGGAAGAUUUUCUGGAAUUACAAAGAAGAAAUUAGCAGCAGUUUCCACCAUCUCUGCCAUAUCUCCUUCCAUCUCCACUACUCCACUAGAUCUAGCAAUCUAUACCCAGAAGGCUUUCAGAUGUAUAAGUAUUUACUGCCAUGGAUUUCUAGCUGGGCUGGGGGCCUGGCAGGCCAUCAACGUUUUCCUACUACAUUCAGAGGAUUUGGAAUUUGUCGAGUUGUACUCUCCCAUCUCCCAACCUUUACAGUUCAUCUUCUAUAUUCUAACUAUCAUCUGUACAGUUUCAGUAUUUGACAGGUAUGAUGUGUCUGCAAUGACUGGUAAACAGUUUAAGCGUAUUCUUACUCUUCGAUCCGGGGGGAUAUCCAUACUUAUCUACUUCUCUACAUUAAUCCUUACUCUAGCUACCGGUAAGUAUAUCCAUACUUAUCUANACAAGCUGUCCCUGUUUAGCAGCAACACCUCCCUCUACACCAGCCUUAGCAAGGAGAUUCUCAACUCCGAGAUAUAUACCUGGAAGGCCCUGAACCUGACCCGCUGUAUCCUUGUUAUUAUUGGUUGGAUGUUGCUAUCUAUCCGACCAACAACUGAUCUGCUGUGUAAACAUCUUAUAUACCUUAAAUCCUACACAAGGAAUAGAGACUUGAAUAUUCAGACAGUGAAGAUGUCAUAAUGGAAGAACAUUAAAAAUUCAAAACCCAAAAAAUACUAAAAUUUUUUUUAAUUAUUAAUGACAGGAAAAAUUUUCCAAACCAUUCUUUUUUGAGUUCGAUUUGUGCAUAUGUAUUAUGUAUAUAUAUUGUAAUUUAUAAAGAAAUAUCAACAAUUUUUUAAAGAUUUAUUAAAUUGUUUCAUGCAAUCUUACUUACGGAUUUUUCUGAAAGCUGAUGGUGGAUUUCAAGUUUUAGAAUAUGGAAAAUAUUUAAAUUAGAUACGCGUAAAAAAACAUAACUAUAAUUACGUAAGUUAUAACAUAUCAUCACCAUUUUAAUCAAUAUAUAAAUUUGGCUUGUCUGUCUGUCUGUUUGUUUGUUUGUUUGUAUCCAAUAAACGUCAA
Messenger RNA from Eurytemora carolleeae, 1597 nucleotides. RefSeq names its product transmembrane protein 237. The coding region runs from base 14 to 1213 and encodes 399 amino acids. The transcript is spliced from 10 exons. Gene Ontology annotation, cellular component: ciliary transition zone. The record is from RefSeq and is a predicted model, not a curated record. Lineage: Eukaryota; Metazoa; Arthropoda; Copepoda; Calanoida; Temoridae. Gene Ontology annotation, biological process: cilium assembly.